GUGGUUUCCGGAACAAUAUUAGCUGCAUGAGAAAAGGCGGGUGAAACUACAAUCCCCGGCAUGCUUUGCUUUGGCAAAGCCGCGCAUGAUCAGAGCGCUGUGUGGGAGUCCGAGUGAUUGUUCCUUGCUUGCUGCCACAGUUUUCAGGGACCAUAAUGGGCUGUCAGGAAGUGCAUGCAGUGACCUUAUUCGCCUUUGUAUGCGGGACGGCCUCCAUCUCCGGCCUCUUUGCUGCCACUCUGCUGCCUCAGUGGAGGCAAAUGAAACUCUACACUUACAACCGGAAUGAGAAAAACCUGACUGUCAGCAUUGGGCUGUGGGUGAAAUGCACGCGCUUGGAGUGGAGCAGGGAUUGCAUGAUGUAUGAUAUGGAGUGGUACGCAAGCGUGGAUCAGCUGGACAUACGUGUUCUGCAAUUCGCUCUGCCCUUCAGCAUCCUGAUUGCUGCCUCCGCACUCAUACUGUGCCUGACUGGAAUCUGUAACACGACCUUUAGCUCAAGUGUGCCAAACCUAAAGCUGGUCAAAUGUCUUGUUAACAGUUCUGGGUGCCAUCUUGUGGCAGGGCUGUUAUAUAUACUAGCGGGCAUCAUGAGCAUUAUGCCCUCCAUCUGGUCUGUGUUUUACAAUGGUGUUCUAAAUGUCAAGUAUGGGCCCUACUUCACUUACGAUAUUGCUGUUUUUGUGGCUAUUGGCAGUUCCGGGGGCAUGUUCUUCACUGCUCUCCUACUGUUUCUGUGGUAUUGUGCCUGCAAAUCUCUGCCCUCUCCAUUCUGGCAGCCCCUGUAUUCUCACGUUCCUAGUAUGCACAGCUACGUGCCCCCGUCCUACCAGUCCCGCUCCCGCAUGUCCGCCAUUGAGAUAGACAUUCCUGUUGUUACACACACUGCCUAACAUAUGCGUGGCAUGCUUGUUCUUAUGGACAUUCAUAGUACAUCUCAUUUUAUGUUUAUAUAUAUAUUUUGUCUAUUUUAAUGUACUUUCCUUCAUUUGGCCUCCACUUCUAUUUUCUUAUGUGCAACCUGCUAAGGUAGUACUUGCAUUACACUAGGGGGCACUUUUAUCAAGGGUCGAAUUGAAAAUUCAAAUUUUAAGAGUUUUUCUUUUAUGGUCAAAACUGUCAUUCGACCAGGGAGUUAUUCAAAUGUAAAAAAAAAA
Molecule: messenger RNA, 1157 nt
Organism: Xenopus laevis (African clawed frog)
Lineage: Eukaryota; Metazoa; Chordata; Amphibia; Anura; Pipidae
Gene: cldn12.S
Product: claudin 12 S homeolog
Cellular component (GO): plasma membrane; bicellular tight junction; membrane
Source: RefSeq, marked provisional